CUGGCAUCUUAUUGUGCGCUAACGUCAACAACACGCAUUUUCGUUCGGAUGAAUUCUUUUCACGCAUAAAAUUCCUUCUGCUGUCGUUGCUUCAUAUAAUGCCUCUCAAACACACGAUCACAACUCAUUCUCGACGCAACCAGUGACUCCAGUGUUCACUCUAAAUAUACAUGUUCACUUUUUUACAACGGUGUAGUCCAAUCCGAAUCGACUAACAUCAUCAUCAUCAUCAUCAUCAUCGUCAUAAAACUGAACAAGAUCAAGAUAGAAGAACCAAAAGCAAGACCACAAAGAAAGAGGAAGGGACGUCUUCGGACACAAUGUCAGCAGAAGGCGGUACCCUGACGCGUCAGAAUACGUCCAUGAUGCAAAAAGAAGCGACAAUGCGGUCAACAGAGGCGACAUUAAGUGGAGGUGGCAAUACAACGACCUCUUUUGGAGACAGCUACAAUAAAACGCUGUUGCAAUCGUUACGGAUUUGCGCUGUUUUUGCUGAAGUGGGUCCUUUUGGUGAUUCUGAGUGUGCAGCGCAUUGUAAUGUGUACCGCAGGUAGUAGUGACGCUGUGGCUUUUAUUCAUUUAUAAUACUCUCUCCCUUUUAGCAGGUCAAAGCCACAAUAGUCAGUAUUAGAGAAUCUUUUUCUUCAUACCCACCCUCCGCAAAAACGUAUCUUCGGGACACGACUGGUGCAGAGAGUAUUCUAGUGAGUGGCGGCGCACCCCGUUACCAGCCAUGGGUCGGAGACUAUACCUUGGACCGAUUCCGCCAUUUGCUGGAAAACGGAAACCGGUUCGCGCUUAGUGGUCCGCAACUCGAAUAUGAGGACACUUUUGACUUUAUGGAACGCAAUUCAACUUUUGAAGUAGAACUCACACAACUUUCAGAUAACAUUUCAUUUCUUCAUAACCUGGGAUCGAGGCGGAAAAAAGAGCGUUCCCUACCACUGCAAGACCUCCUACAUCCCGGGAACGAAGACGAGCAUGGCUGGAUGUACUACUGAAUUUAUGACCCGUAAUAAACAUGAUAGAUGCAGCUGGACGAGGUUGCUUUUCUUAUAGUAUUGUCAUAGUGCGUAGUUUCGGUCAUAAUUACAUUCCAGAUCCCACUCUCCUGACCGAAAAUGCGCAUGUGGGAACGCCACCGUACAAAGCGGCUCUCCGGUUACCCGCUAUCUCCAGUCCGGUGAAAACUAUAACGAAAAGUGUAAGUUGUGUCGAUCUUUCGGGUACGUUCUAUGGCAAGUUCACGACCCGACCGACACUGGUUGCAACCAGUGGAGGAGACUAUGGGAGUUAUGGUUUCGGAUUCAUUGAUGAUUUUUUUUUGUUAAAUCAAUGAUGCAGCAUGAUUGAGUUGGAUGAAAUGAUCAUUGGUUACUACAGCUCAUCGAGCGAUUAAAGGAUAGGACAUGUUUCCCAAGCUACUGGUGAAGUUACCGGGAUGAAUGAAGCCCACAACCUUAGAUGACUGCUCGUUCUAAACCCUCGCUUCCGGCAGUGGCUCUCCCUCUGCUAGAAAUAUGCGGAAGGUGAUGUCUGCGCGCAGUGUCGUUCCCGGAGGCGAGGCGGCUAUACAGAAAAUUUCAGGACUGACUGUCCGCGAAGUGGAUGCAACGCAGCGAUUGUUAAGACAACCAUCAACACGGCAUCCUUAAUGUCCUCCUUGGCUCUUUUCCAACGGGGAAAAGUCGCCCGCCAAAGAUGCAAUGUCAGGGGUGGUGCGAAGAGAGUGAUUCUCUAAGAUUGUGGCGAGAGUCGAUGACAGGAGACAUGUAUUUUGCCCCACCAGGGAAGAAGGACAAGGACAAAAAGCGGUUCGAUCCAAGUGUGGAUGAAAUUCCAGGUAGUCAUCAGUUUCAAGAAAGCAAGGUGUUGAUGAGACUUCAGGUAUAUCAAGUUUAAGGUCCUCUGCGUAAACACGGUGUGGAUGAGAUUCUCGGAAGUUGUUGUUGUUCUUGUGUGCGUAGAAUUGUAUAAUUCACGAUUGUUAGCGCUACUAGAGGUAGAGAAGACACAGAAAAUGUAACUUGACUCCAGCAUCACCAUCUACUUUUCCUCAAAGGUAUGGGUUCCGCUUUUCGUGAUGGUGGUUCUAUCAAUUGGUGCAAUCCAGAGGCGGAUGGGAUGUCCCUUUUCGCACUCAAGUGCGCGAUGAAUGAGAAGAAGAUGCUGGACUACCUGUGGCUGCAGCACGGACCAGAUAUCUUCACGCACGACUACAAGAACCGCAAUCUCUUCCACCAGUGUGCGAGACAAGCGGCUUGCGAAAGUCUAACUUUUCUUAUGGUUCUUGCAUAG
Amoebophrya sp. A25 is the source of this 2298-nucleotide messenger RNA. The record is from the annotation of a GenBank genome assembly. NCBI's taxonomy places the organism in Eukaryota, Dinophyceae, Syndiniales, Amoebophryaceae.